This is a messenger RNA of Molossus molossus (Pallas's mastiff bat), 4332 nucleotides long. It is a transcript of the gene WDR11, whose product is annotated as WD repeat domain 11. The transcript is spliced from 29 exons. The coding region runs from base 29 to 3685 and encodes 1218 amino acids. Gene Ontology annotation, cellular component: cytoplasm. Gene Ontology annotation, molecular function: protein binding. The record is from RefSeq and is a predicted model, not a curated record. NCBI's taxonomy places the organism in Eukaryota, Metazoa, Chordata, Mammalia, Chiroptera, Molossidae.
CGGCCGGGAGCGCAGGUCCGCCGCAGCGAUGUUGCCGCUGACCGUGAACUUCAAGGUGUCGUCCCGGACCCUCACCGGGGCCCUCAGCGCCUACAACAAGGCGGCGGUGGACUGGGGCUGGCAAGGUUUGAUUGCCUACGGCUGCCAUUCGCUCGUGGUGGUGAUCGAUUCCGGCACUGCCCAAACUCUUCAAGUUUUAGAAAAGCAUAAAGCUGAUGUGGUCAAGGUUAAGUGGGCCAGAGAAAAUUAUCACCAUAACAUUGGUUCACCAUAUUCCUUGCGCCUGGCUUCUGCUGAUGUCACUGGAAAAAUCAUCGUUUGGGAUGUAGCAGCAGGAAUAGCUCAGUGUGAGAUCCAAGAACACGCCAAACCUAUUCAGGACCUUCAGUGGUUGUGGAGUCAAGACGCUUCCCGAGAUCUGCUGCUGGCUGUCCACCCGCCGAACUACAUUGUGCUCUGGAACGCAGACACGGGCACCAAGCUGUGGAAGAAGAGCUACGCGGACAACAUCCUUUCUUUUUCUUUUGACCCUUUUGAUCCCUCACAUUUAACUUUGCUCACCAGUGAGGGCAUCGUGUUCAUCUCGGACUUCUCCCCGUCCAAGCCUCCCGCGGGCCCUGGGAGGAAAGUCUACAUAUCCAGCCCGCACUCCAGCCCCGCUCACAGCAAGCUGGCCGCAGCCACCGGGGCGAAGAAGGCUCUCAAUAAAGUCAGGAUCCUGAUCACUCAGGAGAAACCCAGUGCCGAGUUCGUAGCCCUCAGCGACUGCCUGCAGCUGGCCUACCUGCCGUCCAGAAGGGGCCACAUGCUCUUGCUGUACCCUCGGGAGGUUCUGAUCCUCGACCUGGAGGUGAACCAGACCGUGGGUGUGGUCGCCAUAGAGCGGACGGGGGUUCCGUUUCUGCAGGUAAUACCCUGCUCUCAACGUGAUGGUUUGUUCUGCCUACAUGAGAACGGCUGUAUCACGUUGCGUGUUCGAAGGUCUUACAGCAGUGUUCCCACCACGUCACACGAGGAACCAGACCCAGACCCUGUGCAGGAGCUGACCUAUGACUUACGGAGCCAGUGUGACGCCAUCAGGGUGACCAAGACGGUCCGGCCCUUCUGCAUGGCAUGCUGCCCGGUCAACGAGAACGCAGCGGCCCUCAUAGUGAGCGACGGCAGGGUCAUGAUAUGGGAACUGAAGUCUGCCGCUUGUCAUCGAAGCUCACGGAAUAGCAGCUCUGGCCUGUCGCCUCUCUACUCACCAGUGUCUUUCUGUGGGGUUCCCGUGGGCGUGCUGCAGAGUAAGCUCCCGGACCUCUCCCUGGACAACAUGAUUGCGCAGAGCGCAGUUGCUGGGGAAGAACAUCCCGAAGGCUCCGUUCUGCAGGAAGUGUACCUCAAAUUCCUGCUCACAGGGCUGCUUUCAGGUCUGCCCUCGCCCCAGCUCACUGUCCGCAUGUGUCCACCGCUGACCACAAAAAACAUCAAGAUAUAUCAGCCACUGCUUGCUGUCGGCACAGGGAAUGGCUCGGUCCUGGUGUACCACCUCACCAGCGGGCUGCUGCACAAGGAGCUGAGCGUCCACUCGUGUGAAGUCAGGGGAAUUGAAUGGACGAGUUUGACUGGUUUUCUUUCUUUUGCUACCUCAACACCAAACAAUAUGGGAUUAGUGAGAAAUGAACUCCAGCUGGUUGAUCUUCCAACAGGGAGGAGCAUCGCCUUCCGAGGUGAACGAGGCGGUGACGAGCCGGCCAUCGAGAUGAUCAAAGUGUCUCAUCUGAAGCAGUAUUUGGCAGUUGUGUUCAAAGAUAAACCCCUGGAGCUAUGGGACGUUAGGACUUGUACCCUUCUUAGAGAAAUGUCCAAAAACUUCCCUACAGUAACUGCUUUGGAGUGGUCACCGUCUCAUAACCUGAAGAGUCUGAGAAAGAAGCAGCUGGCCACCCGGGAGGCCAUGGCCCGCCAGACCGUGGUCUCGGACACGGAGCUGAGCAUCGCCGAGUCGUCCGUGAUCAGCCUGUUGCAGGAAGCAGAGAGUAAAUCCGAACUCAGUCAGAACAUCUCCGCCCGGGAACACUUUGUGUUCACUGACAGUGACGGCCAGGUCUAUCACUUCACUGUCGAAGGGAACUCGGUGAAGGACAGCGCUCGGAUUCCACCAGACGGAAGCAUGGGCAGCGUCACUUGCAUCGCGUGGAAAGGUGACAUGUUAGUUCUUGGAGAUGUGGAUGGAAACUUAAAUUUCUGGGAUUUGAAAGGCAGAGUAUCCAGAGGGAUACCUACACACCGAAGCUGGGUGAGGAAGAUCCGUUUCGCCCCUGGCAAAGGAAACCAGAAGUUAAUAGCCAUGUACAAUGACGGAGCUGAAGUGUGGGACACGAAAGAGGUUCAGAUGGUGAGCAGUGUAAGAAGCGGAAGAAAUGUGACCUUCCGGAUACUGGACGUGGACUGGUGUACGUCAGACAAGGUGAUCUUGGCGUCGGACGACGGGUGUAUCCGAGUCCUGGAGAUGUCCAUGAAGUCCACGUGUUUCAGGAUGGACGAGCAGGAGUUAACCGAGCCCGUGUGGUGCCCGUAUCUCCUCAUCCCGAGAGCCGCCCUCGCCCUGAAAGCUUUCCUGCUGCACCAGCCGUGGGGUGGACAGUACUCUCUGGACAUCUCCUGUGUUGAUUAUCCAGAAAAUGAAGAAAUAAAGAAGCUCCUUCAAGAGCAGUUGAAUUCAUUGUCCAGCGACAUAAAGAAACUGCUGCUCGAUCCAGAGUUCACGCUCUUGCAGAGAUGCCUGCUUGUCUCAAGGCUGUACGGCGAUGAGUCGGAGCUGCAGUUCUGGACGGUGGCUUCCCACUACCUGCACAGCUGGGCCCGCAGCGCCGCGCCGGAGGCCGCUCCUCAGGACAGAGCCAGCAGCCCCCUGGACAUCUGCCACGACGUGCUCUGUGAGAACACCUGCUUCCAGAAAUUUCAGCUGGAAAGGGUUAAUCUGCAGGAAGUGAAACGGUCCACUUACGAUCAUACACGGAAAUGCACAGACCAGCUGCUUCUCUUGGGUCAAACAGACAGAGCUGUGCAGCUGCUGCUGGAGACCAGCGCGGACAACCAGCACUACUACUGCGACGCGCUGAAAGCCUGCCUGGCCACCACCGCCCCCUCGUCCGGCCCCUCCCAGAGCACCAUCAAGCUGGUGGCCACCAACAUGAUCGCCAACGGCAAGUUGGCGGAGGGCGUCCAGCUGCUCUGCCUCAUCGACAAGGCCGCGGACGCCUGCCGCUACCUGCAGACCUACGGCGAGUGGGGCCGGGCCGCGUGGCUCGCAAAGGUCCGUUUAAAUUCUGAAGAGUGUGCUGAUGUCCUAAAGCGGUGGGUCGACCACCUCUGCUCUCCGCAAGUCAACCAGAAGUCGAAGGCCCUCCUGGUCCUCCUGUCCCUGGGCUGCUUUUCCAGCGUGGCCGAGACUCUGCACAGCAUGAGGUACUUCGACCGCGCCGCCCUCUUCCUGGAGGCCUGUCUGCAGUGCGGCGUGCUGGGGGCCGGCGCCGACUCCCAGAGACUCACCUCUGCCAUUUAUGCUGAUUAUGCCCGAAGUUUGAAGAGCCUCAGUUUUAAACAGGGAGCAGUUCUUUUUGCUUCAAAAGCUGGAGCGGCCGGCAGAGAUUUAUUGGAUGAUCUGGAGCCCCCCCGGCAGGACCUGACUGAAGAGUGACAGGCGGGCACGUGCAGGAGGCCAGCCUCGCAGCCGGUGAGGCCGUGUCGGCCGGCUGUGGCCCAGCCUUGGGCCACCUCUCCAGCGUCCACGGCUCCCUGCGCAGCGGCACGGAGCACGUCAUCCUGGCUGCUCUCAGAGACGUGGACACGCCGAUUCUCACCGUGGGGGCGUUUUAUACUCUGGGAGGGAUCUUUAAGAGUCCUGGGAACACUUUGUGUUUUUAUACUUAAAAUUCAAGUACUUAAUUACUUUUCUCAUCGGUUAAAUGUAAAGACGUUUGAAAGUCCACAGUAAGUCUGUGGAGCCCGUGUGCACUGUCACUGAGAAGGGGCAGAGUGAGGUGCUCACACGGGGACGCGACCCCAGAGCCCCAGCCCUGUGACCUGGACACCGCCGUCCGUCCCCUUGUGUGAGCAUCAGCUGAUUGUGGUUUCGGGCUCAUGGCUCCUAGGGGGAUGUGAAGCUGUGUGCGGGGUUCCAGGGGGUCUGAUGGUGUGAAUCCGGACUGUGACGUCGCGGCGUCGUCCUCUUCGAGGCCUUGGAGUGUCACUUUUCCUUCUUUGUGGUCGAGUGUGAGACGUGACUGUUGUUACUGCUGAGAGCUUGAUGUCUGUAGCUACGGAAACGGUAAAUAAAGAGGAAUC